This is a messenger RNA of Branchiostoma floridae (Florida lancelet), 3399 nucleotides long. Its product is annotated as solute carrier organic anion transporter family member 1C1-like. Gene Ontology annotation, biological process: transmembrane transport; sodium-independent organic anion transport. Bases 172 to 2379 code for a protein of 735 amino acids. Gene Ontology annotation, molecular function: protein binding. The record is from RefSeq and is a predicted model, not a curated record. NCBI's taxonomy places the organism in Eukaryota, Metazoa, Chordata, Leptocardii, Amphioxiformes, Branchiostomatidae. Gene Ontology annotation, cellular component: membrane. The transcript is spliced from 11 exons.
UAGAACAGAGGCUUCUACUUAUAGAUGCUACAACGCUCGAACAACAUGGCAGUGUUAGGACCCAUAAGCAACGAGAACACGUAACCAGAAACACUACACUGGAAGUUUUUGAUAUGUGAAAACGGUCAGCAUUUUAUCAACAAAAGCCAAAAGUACACAAGAACUAACAAAAUGACGUCUUUCAUGGAGAGAAACAGUAGCCUAUACAGAGGCGAAUUAGACUCCGAAGAUGACUUCGGCAUCCCUCCGAGUCCCGACGGACGGCGACUAACACUCGACUACGCUGAGGACCCAGAAGAAGAGUUUAAAUUGCACGAAAACCGCUGUGGGUGCUGUCAGUGCACGCCUGACUGUUGCCAAUGUUUCGCAAACCCUGCCUUGUUUUCUGUCGUCUGGACUUUUGCUAUAACCCUAUGUAACCUAUGGCUAGGGUACACGCAAGGGAUCCUAACAACUGUCGAAAAAGUUUUCGACUUGGAGAGUAAACUGUCAGGGUUCAUAUACGGCUCCAACGAUCUAGGCUUCGUCAGCAUGAUCCUUUUAGUGUCGUAUUUUGGCGGGAAACCGAACGCUCACAGACCAAAGAUGAUCGCUAUCGGGAUCAUCAUCAUGGCGCUGUCGUGCUUUUUCUUCGCGCUUCCUCAUUUCGGGACGGGAGGGGAGAGGUACUGGUACAAGAUACAGCUCAAGGAGAGGACGAGCGGGAUUUCCUCGCUGCUGUGUCGGGCGGCCAAACAGUCGAACGAGACGGUGGAGAUGGAGUGCGACGCGAGGCAGAGGCUGAAGUCAGGAGGGUGGGUCAUCACCAUGGUGAUCGCGCAGUUCAUUUCCGGGAUGGGGGAGGCGCCGCUGCUUCCUCUGGGAACAACGUAUCUGGACGAUCACGUGUCCAAACUGAACUCAGUCCUGUAUAUUGGUCUGUCCCUGAUCCUGCCCAACACCGGCCAGCCCCUCGGCCUGCUGCUCAGUUCCUACACACUCAGGUAUCACGUCAACUGGCCGUUCGCAGACUCCACACGUGUAGGUAAGGCAAACUCUGUUUCUAGCUCCUACACACUCAGGUAUCACGUCAACUGGCCGUUCGCAGACUCCACACGUGUAGGUAUUGAUUACGAGGACCCGCGGUGGAUCGGCGCGUGGUGGCUCGGCUUCGUGCCCAUCGGCCUGGCCUUCCUGCUCACCGCCGUGCCCAUGAUGUGCUUCCCGCGGAAGAUGAGGCACACGCACACCGAGGAAGUAGUGUUCAAGGAGCCGGACGAGGACGAUCCGCUGGAGGAUAUAGAGAACGUGGAGGGACAGCUCAUUAAAUUCGAUGACAUCCCAGGUCUUAAGCGCCUGAUGAGGAACCUGAUGACGAACAUGGUGUACAUCACCCUGGUGCUGGCGGCGGCGUGCGUCCUGUCCAUCGGGAACGGCUUCGUCACCUUCCUGCCCAAGUACAUCAGCGUGCAGUUCGGACUGUCCACGUCUGCAGCUGCCAGGCUUCUCGGUUUUACAGUGUUACCAGCCGCUAUGCUGGGUACCGUGGCCUCCACCGUGGUGAUGCGGGUGUGGCACAUCUCUGACCGGGGCAUGGUCCUGCUGUGCGCCGCCAUCAGCUUCGUCCUCUGCCUGCUGACCAUCCCGGCCAUGGGCCUGUUCUGUGACCAGCAGCCUUUCGCCGGACUGACCACGUCAUACCAUGGAAAAUGGCACCGCCCCAGGUUUAACUUCCUGAACUUCCAUACGUACGCUCCCUUGAUAGAGGACGAGUGUAACCAGGCCUGUCACUGUCUGGACGAGGAGUUCGCUCCCGUCUGUGGCGCCAAUGACGUCACCUACUUCUCCCCGUGCUACGCCGGCUGCAAGGAUCGCACCAAAGUGUCCAACACGUCAGAACUGGAGAUAUUUGUGUACUCCCACUGCGCAUGCGUGCACCACGGCGUGAUCCCAUUGGAGGGCAGACGGUACAGCGGCUCCUACGCAGAGAGUAACCAGUGCCCGGAUGAAGACUGCACCAGUGACGUGUUUCUGGUCUUCCUGCUCUUCAUCACGGCAUUCAUCAUGACCUUCUUCGUCACGCCGUUCAUGAUCGCGAUUCUAAGGUCGGUUGGUACCAAUGAGGGACCGAUGGCAUUUGGUGCAGCCGGGUUCUUUGGUCGUAUACUUGGCGGUCUGCUCGCUCCGGUGAUAUUCGGCGCGGUGAUUGACGUGUCCUGUAUCAUCUUCGCUAAGCGGUGCGGCCGGACGGAGGGGGAGUGUCUCCUGUAUGACGUGGACGCUAACCGCUACCUGACCAUCGGGCUGACCGGGAUUUACUUCUGGAUCAGCUUCAUGCUACUGUCGGCAGGAUGGGUUGUGUUUGAGAGGGGGCGGGGCAACUCGAGCAAAUAUAAGUAGUUCUGUUGACUUGUUGCCUCUACCAGGCUCCAAACGUCGCUGGAAAUAUAGUGGAAAUUGUCCAAAUAAGACAAAAAACACCCCAAAGGAGUUAGAUCGCCGAGGAAUACCUUGGGUCGUUUUCCUCGGACAUCUAACUUCUCUGGCGUGUUUUCUGUCUUAUUUGGACAAUUUCUGCUACUUUUUGCAGUGACCUGUGGAACCUAGUAGAGACUAGUUAACACGUAGGGAUGGCAUUGUUAAACGCUUGUUCAUAUUUCUUCACAGGGUAACCUAUAUCCGUUCUUUUUAAAAACAGAUCAUAUUGAUAGGGGUAUCUAGUCGACGGACGGUGGUUUCAAACAGCAAUAUUUUGAAAAUACAAAUGUAUUCCAAUUUGAAACCACCGUCCCUCGAUUUGAAUUCCUUUAAUACCCAUUUAAAGAUUACAACGGAUAUAGGUUACUUCGCGAAUAAAAGUGAACUAGCGUCAACGUUACGUUAUAUGGCUCACUUACGCACAUGUAAAAGGGACAUGAAAAAGGUGCUGAUAUUCAGCAUAUGAUAAAAACUCAGCCCAAGAGGACUCAGAGGAUCGAUAGAAUAUUGUCUGUGUAGACAGGUGGUCACCUUGGACAUGGUCAAUGGAAAACUAUCUAAGGGACCAUCAAAAAGUGGUCACAUUGGCGAGAUGGUCUUUAGGUAGAACUAGCCACUUGAACAGGUUUGACGUUACCUAUAGCUUAUAAGUGCUGAUGUGAGCGAUUGCAAUAACAUAUAUCAGGGAACUCUUAUACGUGAAUUUAAUAGAUAAAGAAAAAAGAUGAAAUGAGGUAUGGUGAAAAGCAAUCAUAGAAUAACCAGAUAAAGUCAAUUAGAUAAAUGUGCUUUCCUAUAUUUACUAACAUAUAUAGAAACAGGUCUGAAUGUACUGUGUUUCUCAGCAUUGCUAAUAAGGAAAGGCACAGCUCGUUUGGUCUCAGCAGUAGGAUACUGUACUUGUUUGGUUUUGUGUGCUGUAUUCUUUAUAUCUUAAUAAAU